AUGGAUGGUCCCCCACCGCCUAGAGAUGCGAGCCUUCGCAAUAUUAUAGACAAAUUGGCAGAGUUCGUUGCCAGAAAUGGACCGGAAUUUGAAAUGAUCACCAAACAAAAACAACAAAAUAAUCCAAAAUUUGAAUUUUUAUACGGAGGAGAGUAUGCGGCGUAUUAUCAAUAUCGUGUUCAAGCCGAGCAAGUUUACUUAAAACAACAGGGACAAGGUCAACAAGGUGUUGGUCCAAUGAUGCAUCCACAGCAACAAAUGCAACAAUACCAAAAUCAACAGCAGCAAUCGGCACAUUUUACCCAAGGACCACCGCCAAAUAUGUUACAUCACCAAGGCGGUGGACAAAUGAUGGAUGGAAACAAUUUCGCCAUGAAUCAACCACCUCCUAGUCAUCAACUUUGGAAUAGCGCACCGCCAUCAUCAGGGCCAAUGAAUGUUGGAAUGCCGCCGCAACAGCAUCCCCAACAACAACAACAGCAGCAGCAACAACAAUCCGCACAGCAACACCAACGACAACAAUCACAGCCACCCAAUACCGGAAAUAUUGGUGGAAACCAACAGUCUUUGGCUAUGACCAUAACGGCACAAAUAGAGGCGAUCAACAUGCAGCAAAAUACGCUGCGAGAACAAAUACGACAAUCGGAAGCAAAUUUAACUGCGCAACAUACGGCACUGGUGACACAACAAAAGAAACAAAUUGAAGAAGCGAUAGAGGAAGCACAAAAUAAACAAUUGGAAAAACAAGCCGAGGAACAAAAUAUCUCCCUUAAAGAAUUUGAUGGCAUAUUGCAGCCGAUAAUUGAUGCCUGCACCAAGGAUAGUAUUUCUCAAGGCAAAAACUGGAUAUUACAGCAUUCAUCCGACAGCGCUAAAAACAAUGUCGUUUUACAAUAUCUUUUAAAGAAGGCUUUGGCAGAUGGUUCAACAUUUCAGCAAAAAUUGCAUCUUAUAUAUUUAAUUAAUGAUAUACUGCACCAUUGUGUUCGGAAAAAUGCCAAUGAUUUGAAGAAUAGCUUAGAGAAUGUGGUUAUUCCAAUGUUCUGUAGUGCCGAUUUAAUUGCCAAUACCGAUCAGCGGGCUAAACUAACAAAACUCUUAUCUUUGUGGGAAUCGAAAGCGAAAUUUUUCGAUGCAUGCGUUAUAUCGAAACUACAAUCACCGGAUUCCUCAAUGCAAGAGUAUAAAACAAAUUUGCAAAAUUUACAUCAUGAAACGACAAGCAAAUUUACUCAGGCUCUGAAAACGCAAAUGGAUAACUAUAAAAAACAACAUCAAAUGUUUAUACAACAUGCUGCACAACAGAUAACACAAUUGGAACAACAAAAACAACAAAUGGAACAGCAAAUGUUGGCAAGUGUUAUGCCAAAUUCGGGAAUAAUGCCGUUAGGAAAUCAGCAGCAGCAGCAAACACAAGCCAAAACUAUGCCCACGUUAAUGGGCCAAAAAAUGGCAAUGCCCCCUAUGAAUGACACGGAUCCGUUUGGCAAUUCAGCGGCACAUACAAAUACCAACAAUGCUCAAUGUUUUCCAAAUGCCCCAGCAGCUGCAGCAAACAAUUUCUUUAUACCGGAUUUAUCAAAGCCACCACCGGGCUUUGUUAAUCCUGCUGCCACCGCUGGGUCAGGUGUGGUGGUGGCCAGCAAUCAACAAAUUCCACCCCUAAUGCAACAAACUCCUUACGCUCAAAUGAAUAGCAACAUUCCGCAAAAUCAAGCCAUGAUCAAUGCUCCACCUAAUUCCCUUAAUCCUGGAGAAAUCCUGAAUAAUGUCUCCAAUUUAAAUGUGGAUCUUCGGAAUGUUGCUGCCGCCCUGCAAAUGGUACAACAACAACAACAGCCAACAAAUGCUUAUGAUAAUCAAACAAUAACACCACAUGCCAUGGGCCCAGUUGAUGAUGGCCAACUAUCGUCGAAAGAACCUGAAGAGGAUCCCAAACCUUCGGCUGCAUAUUAUGAUUUACCAGCCGGCCUUAUGGUGCCGCUAAUACGUUUGGAGGACUACAAUUAUAAGCCCUUAGAUCCGGAGGAUAUUCGUUUGCCACCACCAGCUCCACAAACGGAAAGAUUGACAAAUGCUCUGGCAGCUUUCUAUUCAUUACCCACACACGAUAGGCCAAGAGAUAAUGAGGGCUGGGAGAAAUUGGGUCUCUACGAAUAUUACAAAGUCAAAAAUGCUGCACGUAAACAAAAGGAAGAAGAUAUUCGAAAUGGAGUUCGAGAAAAAUCACGUUCACCAAGUCCAAUUGUUUUGGAAAAACCAAAACCCAAAAAGACAAACAAACGGUGCUAUAGAUCCAAGAGUCGUAGCCGUUCUGCUUCGCCUCGUAAGUCGAGGACGCGUUCAAGAUCACGCUCUCGUUCGCCAGUACGUGCCACACCGAAUCGCAACGACAGAGGAGGAGGUGGAGGCGGACGUAAUAAUCGUUACAAUAGAAGAAGCCGUUCGCCUAGACGUUCCCCUCCACGAGACCGAGAAAGGGAACGUGACCGUGACAGAGAAAAUGAUCGCAACACAAGACGUGAAAGAGAACGCUCAGUUACACCUCCAAGCUUUUUAGGAAGUACUUUUGCAAAACCAAAUGAUUUCAUUGACGAAUCAAAUAAAGGGCAUCAAAUGUUAAUGAAAAUGGGUUGGUCCGGCGCUGGUACCGGUCUAGGUACAAAAAAUCAGGGUAUUGAUCAGCCCAUAUCCGGCGGUGAAGUAAGAGAUCGAAAAGAUUUAUACAAAGGUGUCGGUGUUAAUAUGAACGACCCAUAUGAAAACUUUCGCAAAAAUAAAGGCGCCGCAUUUGUUUUUCGUAUGCGUACACGUGAUGAGAAAAGCUAAAGACAUUUA
This is a messenger RNA of Musca vetustissima, 2838 nucleotides long. RefSeq names its product calcium homeostasis endoplasmic reticulum protein (gene scaf6). Gene Ontology annotation, molecular function: RNA binding. Gene Ontology annotation, cellular component: perinuclear region of cytoplasm. The transcript is spliced from 13 exons. Gene Ontology annotation, biological process: RNA processing; intracellular calcium ion homeostasis. NCBI's taxonomy places the organism in Eukaryota, Metazoa, Arthropoda, Insecta, Diptera, Muscidae. The coding region runs from base 1 to 2829 and encodes 942 amino acids. The record is from RefSeq and is a predicted model, not a curated record.